Eptesicus fuscus (big brown bat) is the source of this 798-nucleotide messenger RNA. It is a transcript of the gene KCTD21, whose product is annotated as potassium channel tetramerization domain containing 21. The record is from RefSeq and is a predicted model, not a curated record. The coding region runs from base 16 to 798 and encodes 260 amino acids. Lineage: Eukaryota; Metazoa; Chordata; Mammalia; Chiroptera; Vespertilionidae. Gene Ontology annotation, molecular function: histone deacetylase binding; cullin family protein binding. Gene Ontology annotation, biological process: ubiquitin-dependent protein catabolic process; protein homooligomerization. The transcript has a single exon.
CCCUGGUCUUCUGCCAUGUCCGACCCCAUCACACUGAAUGUUGGCGGAAAGCUCUACACAACCUCACUGGCAACCUUGACCAGCUUCCCCGACUCCAUGCUAGGUGCCAUGUUCAGCGGGAAGAUGCCCACCAAGAGGGACAGCCAGGGCAACUGCUUCAUUGACCGUGAUGGCAAAGUGUUCCGCUACAUCCUCAACUUCCUGCGGACCUCCCACCUGGACCUGCCUGAGGACUUCCAGGAGAUGGGCCUGCUCCGCAGGGAGGCUGACUUCUACCAGGUGCAGCCCCUGAUUGAGGCACUGCAGGAAAAGGAGGUGGAGCUCUCCAAGGCAGAGAAGAAUGCUAUGCUCAACAUCACACUGAACCAGCGAGUGCAGACGGUCCAUUUCACUGUGCGCGAGGCACCCCAGAUCUACAGCCUCUCCUCCUCCAGCAUGGAGGUCUUCAAUGCCAACAUCUUCAGCACCUCCUGCCUCUUCCUCAAGCUCCUCGGCUCCAAGCUCUUUUACUGCUCUAAUGGCAAUCUCUCCUCCAUCACCAGUCACUUGCAGGACCCCAACCACCUGACUCUGGACUGGGUGGCCAAUGUGGAGGGCCUACCAGAGGAGGAGUACACCAAGCAGAACCUCAAGAGGCUCUGGGUGGUGCCAGCCAACAAGCAGAUCAAUAGCUUCCAGGUCUUUGUGGAGGAGGUGUUGAAAAUCGCUCUAAGUGACGGCUUCUGCAUUGAUUCCUCUCAUCCGCACGCUCUAGAUUUUAUGAGCAAUAAGAUUAUUCGGUUAAUACGGUACAGGUAA